This is a messenger RNA of Tachyglossus aculeatus (Australian echidna), 792 nucleotides long. It is a transcript of the gene IFITM10, whose product is annotated as interferon induced transmembrane protein 10. The record is from RefSeq and is a predicted model, not a curated record. Lineage: Eukaryota; Metazoa; Chordata; Mammalia; Monotremata; Tachyglossidae. Gene Ontology annotation, cellular component: plasma membrane.
GUCUCUGUCUCUCCCCCCACCUUCUCUGUCCUCUGUCUCUCCAUCUCCCUGUGUCCGUCUCAAUGUGAGCAUGUGCGUCCGGCGCUGACCAUAAGGAAAGGGAUCCGAGCUGACCGGAGGCUGGACAGGAUCCCAGACUGAGGUCUGGAUGCGGCAUCGCCCCUGGACCCUCUCCCCCCCAGACCUGUCCCCACCGGCGGCGUCCGCCUCUGUGACCUUGGGGGCCGCCGCCACGGAGCCCUCCAAGGAAGCCCGCGGGCCCGGCUUGGGCACCUGCCCCCUGGAUGGGGCCUUCUGGAUCGCUCGCCCACCGGGUGCCCCCCAACCCGGCUGCUUCACCUGCGUGUCCAAGCCCCCGGCCCCGACUCCCACCCAGGCCCCGGCCCUCUGCUCCAUGGAGGCCAAGGGCUGCAAGGGCGAGCCACCAAUGCGCCCUUCGGCUGGGCAGCCCCCCUGCAAGCACCCCCCCGGGGAGGGCAAGGCGGCCGCCGUGGUGGAGAUUUACCCGGACUCCACCGCCGUCAACGAUUACUACCUGUGGUCCAUCUUCAACUUCGUCUACCUCAACUUCUGCUGCCUCGGGUUCAUCGCUUUGGCCUACUCCCUCAAAGUCCGCGACAAGAAGCUCCUCAAUGAUUUGAACGGAGCUGUGGAGGACGCCAAGACGGCCCGGCUCUUCAACAUCACCAGCUCGGCCCUGGCCGCCUUCUGCAUCAUCCUCAUCUUCAUCUUCCUCCGGUACCCGCUCACCGACUACUGAGACCCCCCUCCCCACCUCCACCCUCCUCCCUG